This is a messenger RNA of Oncorhynchus keta (chum salmon), 2951 nucleotides long. RefSeq lists its product as uncharacterized. The transcript is spliced from 3 exons. The coding region runs from base 646 to 1746 and encodes 366 amino acids. The record is from RefSeq and is a predicted model, not a curated record. NCBI's taxonomy places the organism in Eukaryota, Metazoa, Chordata, Actinopteri, Salmoniformes, Salmonidae.
CUCCCCCUUUUUCAUACUGUUAUUUGACCCCAACCUGACUGAACUGUAUGUAGGAGUUUCCCCUUUUUCAUACUGUUAUUUGACCCCAACCUGACUGAACUAUAGGGGUCUCCCCCUUUUUCAUACUGUUAUUUGACCCCAACCUGACUGAACUGUAGGAGUCUAUUUUCUACAUUGUAGAAUAAUAGUGAAUCAAUCAAUCAAUCAAUCAAAUUUGAUUUAUAUAGCCCUUCGUACAUCAGCUGAUAACUCAAAGUGCUGUACAGAAACCCAGCCUAAAACCCCAAACAGCAAACAAUGCAGGUGUAGAAGCACGUGAAGACAUCAACACUUUGAAAAAACACACAAUCAGGUAGUAACCAAAAAAAAGUGUUAAACAAAUUAAAAUAUAUUUUAUAUUUGGAGAUUCUUUAAAGUAGCCACCCUUUGCCUUGAUUACAGCUUUGCACACACUUGGCAUUCUCUCAACCAGCUUCAUGAGGUAGUCACCUGGAAUGCAUUUCAAUUAACAGGUGUGACUUGUUAAAUGUGAAUUUGUGGAAUUUCUUUCCAUCUUAAUGCGUUUGAGCCAAUUAGUUGUGUUAUGACAAGAUAAGGGUGGUAUACAGAAGAUAGCCCUAUUUGGUAAAAUACCAAGUCCAUAUUAUGGCAAGAACAGCUCAAAUAAGCAAAGAGAAACAACAGUCCAUCAUUACUUUAAGACAUGAAGGUCAGUCCAUCAUUACUUUAAGACAUGAAGGUCAGUCCAUCAUUACUUUAAGACAUGAAGGUCAGUCCAUCAUUACUUUAAGACUAGAAUGUCAGUCCAUCAUUACUUUAAGACAUGAAGGUCAGUCCAUCAUUACUGUAAGACAUGAAGGUCAGUCCAUCAUUACUGUAAGACAUGAAGGUCAGUCCAUCAUUACUUUAAGACAUGAAGGUCAGUCCAUCAUUACUUUAAGACAUGAAGGUCAGUCCAUCAUUACUUUAAGACAUGAAGGUCAGUCCAUCAUUACUUUAAGACAUGAAGGUCAGUCCAUCAUUACUUUAAGACAUGAAGGUCAGUCCAUCAUUACUUUAAGACAUGAAGGUCAGUCCAUCAUUACUUUAAGACAUGAAGGUCAGUCCAUCAUUACUUUAAGACUAGAAUGUCAGUCCAUCAUUACUUUAAGACUAGAAUGUCAGUCCAUCAUUACUUUAAGACUAGAAUGUCAGUCCAUCAUUACUUUAAGACUAGAAUGUCAGUCCAUCAUUACUUUAAGACAUGAAGGUCAGUCCAUCAUUACUUUAAGACAUGAAGGUCAGUCCAUCAUUACUUUAAGACAUGAAGGUCAGUCCAUCAUUACUUUAAGACAUGAAGGUCAGUCCAUCAUUACUUUAAGACAUGAAGGUCAGUCCAUCAUUACUUUAAGACAUGAAGGUCAGUCCAUCAUUACUUUAAGACAUGAAGGUCAGUCCAUCAUUACUUUAAGACAUGAAGGUCAGUCCAUCAUUACUUUAAGACAUGAAGGUCAGUCCAUCAUUACUUUAAGACAUGAAGGUCAGUCCAUCAUUACUUUAAGACAUGAAGGUCAGUCCAUCAUUACUUUAAGACAUGAAGGUCAGUCCAUCAUUACUUUAAGACAUGAAGGUCAGUCAAUACGGAACAUUUCAAGAACGUUUCUUCAAGUUCAGUCGCAAAAGCCAUCAAGCGCUGUGAUUAAACUGGCUCUCAUGAGGACCGGACAGGAAAGGAAGACCCAGAGUUACCUCUGCUGCAGAGGAUAAGUUCAUUAGAGUUAACUGUCUCUCAUGAGGACCGCCACAGGAAAGGAAGACCCAGAGUUACCUCUGCUGCAGAGGAUAAGAUCAAUAGAGUUAACUGCACCUCAGAUUGGAGGGAAAGAGGGAAAUAAAUAAGUUCCUCACAGAGUUCAAUCAUUAGUUAACUGCACCUCAGAUUGCAGUUCAAGUAACAGACACAUCUCAACAUCAACUGUUCAGAGGAGACGGCGUGAAUCAGGUCUUCAUGGUCGAAAUGCUGCAAAGAAACCACUACUAAAGGACACCAAUAAGAAGAAGAGACUUGCUUGGGCCAAGAAACAUGAGCAAUGGACAUUAGACCGGUGGAAAUCUGUCCUUUGGUCUGAUGAGUCCAAAUGUGAGAUUUUUGGUUUCAACCACUGUGUCUUUGUGAGAUGCAGAGUAGGUGAAUGGAUGAUCUCCACAUGUUUGGUUCCCACUGUGAAGCAUGGAGGAGGAGGAGGUGUGAUGGUGCUUUGCUGGUGACACUGUCAGUGAUUUAUUUAGAAUUCAAGGCACACUUAACCAGCAUGUCUACCACAGCAUUCUGCAGUGAUACACCAUCCCAUCUGGUUUGCGCUUAGUGGGACUUUCAUUUGUUUUUCAACAGGACAAUGAACCAACACACCUCCAGGCUGUUUAAGGGCUAUUUGAUAAUGAAGGAAAGUGAUGGAGUGCUGCAUCAGAUGACCUGGCCUCCACAAUCACCCGACCUCAACCCAAUUGAGAUGGUUUGGGAUGAGUUGGACCGCAGAGUGAAGAAAAAGCAGCCAUAAGCAUAUGUUGGAACUCCUUCAAGACUGUUGGAAAAGCAUUCCUCAUGAAGCUGGUUGAGAGAAUGCCAAGUGUGUGCUUUGAAGAAUCUAUAAUCUAAAAUAUAUUUUGAUUUGUUUAACACUUUUUUUGGUUACUACAUGAUUCCACGUUUGUUAUUUCAUAGUUGUGAUGUCUUCACUAUUAUUCUACAGUGGAGAAAAUAGUAAAAUGAUUGAAAAACCCUGGAAUGAGUAGGUGUGUCCAAACUUUUGACUUGUACUGUACUGUACUGUGCUUAAUAUUUCUGUCACAAUGGGGACUGUGUUUCUCUUUUGGAAAAUAUAUUUAUUUGUAUUUUUAAAAAAUGUUUACGUUACCCCCUUUUCUCCCCAAUUUCAUGGUGUCCAAUUGUUAGUAGUUACUAUCUUGUCUCA